Leptopilina boulardi is the source of this 1907-nucleotide messenger RNA. It is a transcript of the gene Cdc6, whose product is annotated as cell division control protein 6 homolog. The transcript is spliced from 4 exons. Gene Ontology annotation, cellular component: nucleus. The record is from RefSeq and is a predicted model, not a curated record. Gene Ontology annotation, molecular function: ATP hydrolysis activity; DNA replication origin binding. NCBI's taxonomy places the organism in Eukaryota, Metazoa, Arthropoda, Insecta, Hymenoptera, Figitidae. Bases 219 to 1838 code for a protein of 539 amino acids. Gene Ontology annotation, biological process: mitotic DNA replication checkpoint signaling; cell division; DNA replication initiation.
GACAUGACAUGUUGGCGCGCAACAGUUGUCGACAGUUGAUCAUGGUUGAUGAUAUCAAAAUCAUUAUUACUGAUACAUUUAUUUAGAAAAUUCUAGUGUUUUAACGAAAUUCUUUUGUGUAUUUUAUCACUUUUAUUAAAAACCAUUUAUGUUUGUUUAACAACAAAAGUGCAUGUGUGUUUAAUUUAUAUAGAUUUCAUAUUGUUUGUGAUACAAAUAUGAGUAUACAAACUACAAUACCUUUUGCGAUUAGAAAGAAGUGUUCCUUUUAUUCUAAGAAAGAAAUACCUUCUAUACAUGAAAACUUUGAAAAUGCUGCACUCCGAAGUACACCAAAUAAUACUUAUACACCAACAACGAAAAAACUCAUGGAAUUAAGUAGCAGUGAAUCUGAAUCAGACUCAGACGUAGAAAAUGUCGAUACAAAACGCAGUGUAACAGUUGCCAAAAAAAAUACUAAUGCUAGAACUCCAAAGUCUUCGAGAAAAACGAAAAUUGAUGAUACAGAUGCAUCGCCACCAAAGCAAAGCAAAUAUUCACCAACAACACCAUCGACGCUUAUGGGUAAUCUUAAUUUAACAUCAUCUUCCAAAAAGGAAGGCAAAUUAUAUCCAAAAAAAUUGUUUACACCCAAUAAAUAUUGUGAUGCACGAAAAGCUUUACAUAGUGAUACACCAGAAAAUUUACCCGGUAGAGAAAAAGAACUUGGUGAACUUGAAAAUUUUAUACAACUUCAUUUGACGGAAAAAUCUUCAGCUUCAUUAUAUGUUUCUGGACCACCAGGAACUGGAAAAACUGCUUCUUUAUCACAAAUUAUGUCUAAACCUGAAUAUAAAUCAUCUUUUAAAACUGUUUAUAUCAAUUGUACAACGACAAAAUCAGCUAGCGCAAUUUAUGGCAAAAUUAUUGAGGAACUUGAAUUGUCAGUGACAAAAUCAACGAAAAAUAGUAAAGUAGUUAUUGAAAAGUAUUUAAAUGGUAAACACAAAAUGUUACUUUUGAUACUCGAUGAAAUUGAUCAAUUGGAAACUAAGAAUCAAUCAGUUCUUUAUUCCAUUUUUGAAUGGCCCUCAAGGCCUGAUUCAAAAUUAAUUUUAGUCGGCAUUGCAAAUUCAUUGGAUUUAACUGAUAGAUUGUUGCCGAGAUUAAAUGCAAAAUGUGAAUUAAAACCAAAAUUAAUGCAUUUUGCUUCAUAUACAAAACAACAAAUUGAAAAUAUUAUUGUUGAAAGAUUAAAAGCUGCUGAUGUUAUGGAUGUUUUUGCACCAGUUGCAAUUAAAUUAUUAGCGGGUAAAGUUGCUGCUGUUUCUGGUGAUAUUAGACGGGCUUUGGAUAUUAGUAGACGAGUUAUUGAAUUAACAGAAUCGAAAAAAAUUCUACAACCAACAAAUGACAAUGACGCAAAUACACUGGAUGAAUCAAAAGUUAAUCCAAUAGACAAAGCUGCUGAUAUGAAAGAUGUACUCGAUGUUUUGAAUACAGUUUAUGGAGGUACACAAUCAUUGUCACAUGAUUACAUUUUUCCUGUACAGCAAAAAAUUGUUUUGUGCUCAUUACUUCUUAUUUUGAACAAAAGUUCAAAUAAAGAUGUCACUGUUGCUAAGUUACACGAAGUCUACAAGAAAGUUUGCAAGAAACAGAAAAUAAACGACGUUGAUCUAACGGAAUUUAUUGGCUUAUGUUCGCUAAUUGAAACUCGAGGUAUUAUGAGAAUAGUUAAGAAAAAACAGAUUCGUUUAUCGAAAGUAAAUUUAGAAUGGAUGCAGAAAGAUGUCGAAAAUGAAUUAAAAGAUAAAGCUUUAUUGGCUGAAAUUAUUAGCGAUGUUUCUUGUUUAUGAGAGUGCCAUUUUAUCAUUUUUGUAAAUUUCAAUUGUUAUUUUAAACAAAUACUUUAUUAUUUUCUUUGA